Molecule: messenger RNA, 2481 nt
Organism: Miscanthus lutarioriparius
Lineage: Eukaryota; Viridiplantae; Streptophyta; Magnoliopsida; Poales; Poaceae
Source: the annotation of a GenBank genome assembly
AUGGAUCCCGCGCUCCAGUUCGUCCUCGACACCAUGAACAACCGCUUCGACGAGCUUGACCGCCGCUUCACCGAGCGGGAUCGCGCGGCAGCAGAUCGGGCUGCAGCCAUCGAUUCGCGUUUCGCGGCGCUGGAGGCGACUCAAUCGGCUGCGGCUUCCGCCGCCGCCACCACCGCGGCCGCGCUGGAGCAGCGCCUCUCCGGAUUGGGGUCCGCCCGUCUCACGCCUGUGGCGGCCGCCAUCGAGCAGCGCCUGACUACCCUCGAGGCCAACUACAUCGAUCGGGACGCCGACUACUCCCAGCGCAUCUCCGACCUGGAAGCCCUCCAAGCCGCCCCCAAGUCGGAGGAGCACGACUCCAGGGUGGUGGCCCUCGAGAAGGCGACCGCGGAUCUCGCUGCCUGGCGCCCAGACAUGGAGGGUCUCGUGGAUGAUGUGCGGCUUCAAGUCCAGAAGCUCGAUUCCAAGUGUGACCGCAUGGUGUUCGACACUAUGCCGCAUGGCAGGGGACUCAUGCAACCACCGGCCGCGACAACUGCGACCGCCACCGCCGGAACAUCUCAUGCUUCGCCCAGUGGGCACCGCGCCGCCUCGACUCCACGGGAUGUGGGUUCCGGGGUCGUCACGACCUGGACGCACGUCCCAGCCAAGGGUACGUGUUUCCCCUCUCCUCCUGCUCCCGAUCCUCCUGGAUUCAUGUUUCCCCCUCCUCCACCACCUCCUCAUCCGAAUCCACCUCCACCGUUUCCUCCUCCGCCACCGCCUCAUCAGAAUCCUCCACCAGCGUUUCCUCCUCCUCCACCACCUUCUCAUCCGACUCCACAAACACCACGACAUCCGUUCUACCUGGCGCCAUUACCACCCCGACCGCCGGGAGCCGCCGUUGCCGCUAACCCCACCGCUCCACCUGCCAUCGGUCAACUUCCCAAGCUCUCCUUUCCCCGUUUUGACGGUGAUAACCCUCGCCAUUGGCGCUCCCUUUGCGUCGAUUACUUUGAGAUGUACCUUGUUCCUUCAUCCAUGUGGGGUCGCAUAUCUAAGCAGCAUCUCGAUGGUGCAGCGGCUGGCUGGUUUCAAUCAAUUGAGCCCGAGCUUGACUUCUCUGAUUGGCAGGGUUUUUGCCGCCUCCUUCAUGAUUGUUUCGACCACGAUCAAAAGGAAUUGCUUAUUCGCCAACUUUUUCAUGCAAAACAAACUUCCACUGUGGCUAAGUAUGUUAAGUUGUUCACAGAGUUAGUGGAUCAACUAAAAGCCUAUUCUCAAUCCACCGAUCCUAUGUUUUAUACUAUGCGCUUCAUAGAUGGUUUGAGAGCUGAUAUUAAAGCCAUUGUGCUUGUUUUGCGCCCCAAAGAUUUGGAUACUGCUUGCACUGUUGCAUUGUUGCAGGAGGAGUCAGCCUCGACGACAGCUCGUGUGCCACGCAUGGGUGAUUGGUCUUCGUCAUCCAAGUCGUCCUCCAUCCCACGCACCGCGUUACCACUGCCACUUCCUCCUACUCGUCAAGACCAGAACACUUCUAUGGCCCAAGCUGCCCCAUCGGUUACUGAUGCAAAAUUGGCGGCGAUCAAGUCUUACCGCAGGGCUUUGGGUCUUUGUUUCAAAUGUGGUGUUAAAUGGUCAGAGGACCACAAGUGUGCUCCGGAAGUCCUUCAUGUGGUCGGAGUUCUAUGGGACUCAUUUUCAGAAGAGGAUUGUUCAGCUGCUCUUGACAGUAAUUCUGCUCUAGAUGAACAGUUGUGCCUGGCUCUGUCCAAGGCGGCUUCCAGUGGUUCUGCAGCUGCUCGGACCAUCAGAUUCCAAGGUUCAAUCGGGGGCAUUCCGGCGAUUUUGUUGCUUGAUUCUGGCAGUUCCACUUCCUUCCUUAGCACAGAAUUGGCUGAGCAAUUAUCACAGUUUCAGUCUGUUCCUCAAACUUCACAGGUUCAGAUUGCUGGCGGCAGUAUUCUUCAGAGCAAUGGGAUUCUUAAGUCAGGCAACUGGUCUGUGGAUCACUGUACUUUCCAUUCUGAUUUCAGAAUUCUGCAGUUGUCAACUUUUGAUGCUAUCAUUGGGAUGGAUUGGUUGACCUCGUUCAGUCCUAUGCACAUUGACUGGCAACAGAAAUGGAUGGUUAUUCCUUUAUCAGGGUCAGUGGACAGUGUUACAAGGCCUGGGAGUCGACUUGCCAGGCAAGCUCCUGUGCCUAACCUUCAUCAGUGGCUUGAGGAACGUGAGUUGAUGCAAGACCUGGUUCCAGAGCGUGUGCUGCAGCAUCACUGGACGUCUGGUUCUCACCAAGUGGAGCAAGUCUUCAUCAAAUGGUCUCAUAUGCAGGUUUCUCUGGCAACUUGGGAGUCUGCUGAUCACCUUCGUGGAAGGUUUCCUCUGGCGCCGGCAUGGGGUCAUGCCGCUUCUCAAGACGGGGGGAGUGUUAGCCCAUCAGCUAACCAUGUCCGUGACCAGCAGGAAGAUGAAGGCCCAGCCGAGCCGUCGAGCCCAUGA